ACGAAUUUCGCACCGGCAAUUAGUAGCGUUCCGACUCAUCACAAUAAUAGUGAAGGAAAAUUUCAUUAAGAAAAUAGUUUAACUUAAAACAAGUUCUAAAUUCACUGUUAGAAUAAAACGGUAAAAAAAAACUAUGGCUUCUCAACCGGCCAGGGUUAUAAUUGCCUCUAGGGUAAUAAGUGGCCGAAGUCAAAAUGGAGACAGGACUAGAUGUUGCUGCUGCCGUUUCUCAGCUGUUUUAACGUUAAUACCAGAUAUUUUCAUCUUUUUCUCGGCUGGCAUGAAUUUGGCCUUGGGCUUAGGAUGGGAUUAUUACAGCGCCUUUGGACCAGUAAAACAUUUUCGAUUUUCUUGGUUUAUUGGAGUAAUAGCUGGUGCUUUGCUGGCGCUGCUAUUCCGCUUGGUCAUAAGCAAACAAUUCAUAAGGGUAUUGGCUAAAAUCUUAAUUCUAGCCGAAGGUAUACUCUUCACCAGUGCCCCCUACGAUGAACAAGCCUUGUUAGCAGGACGCUAUCUGAAUGGCAUUGCCGUGGGCUUAUCCACCAUAAUAUUUUUAUUGCGCGCCAGCGAGAUUAGCCCCAAUCAUCAAAGAGGAUCUUGUCUGGCCAUCGAACAGUACUGCAUUUCGGUGGGCAUAGCCAUACAAAUGAUUUACACUUCGCAGUGGGCAGAUGAUACCAGGUUUCCGGCAAAUCGUUUACAUGGCAUUCUAGAUAUUAUAUUUGCUGCUUGUGCCAUUGCUUCGGCAGGGCGCUUUGGUUCCAUUGAAUCGCCUGUAGAUUGGUUGUGGAAGGGUCAGGAGACCGCCGCCUGGGAAUGUUUGGUUGGCCUGCAAUACCCCAAUGCAGCGGAUGGCGCCACCAAAAUCCGCCUGGAGGAACUUACCGAAUAUGUGCGUUAUGAGGCAAAUCUUUCGCUUAUGGAUGAUAUAAAACGUGGAGCCUUGCCUUUGGUUAAGAUGAUAUUUUUCCGCAGCAUGAUUUUGGCCUUUAGUUUCUCGCUACCCCUCAGUCUGAUACUGCAGCAUAGUUCGGAUGUUAACUACACAACGUGGCCUGCCAUAGUUGCCGGAUGCCUAAGGAUUUUUGGAGGUUUCAUAGCCCAAAUGCAAAUCGAUUUUCUGGGUCGCAAAUCGCCAGCACUAUUUUGUAGCAUUGUAGUGGGGGCUUUUGUGACUGGCAUUGGAGGGAUUUGUGCCGAUUUUUUCAAUUUACAAAGUGUCUAUGAAAUGUCUGUGGUCACCACUCUCUGUCUGCUCAUACAAUUCUUUGCCGGUUGUUUUGCCCCCUUCACAUCGGCCUUUCUGGGUGAGGCUUUCCCUUGGAUAUUAAAGCCCUACUUUAUGGCCAUUGUGGUGGUGAUGGAACAGAUUAUUCACAUUAUAGUCAUCUGUACAUUUUGGGAAUUCAACAGUGGGCUAUUUUUGGCUCCUGGUAUUUUGAUUAUUGUUGUUUCCAUGAUAUUGGCUGUGACUAUGCCCGAGACAAGAAACACAAGCUUGAUGGAGGCUCAAGGUCGUUUUCGCAAUUUAAUAUAUUUCAAAGCUUAUUGAGUAGAGUAAAACAAAACAAACAAA
This is a messenger RNA of Stomoxys calcitrans (stable fly), 1576 nucleotides long. RefSeq names its product proton myo-inositol cotransporter hmit-1.1. Lineage: Eukaryota; Metazoa; Arthropoda; Insecta; Diptera; Muscidae. The record is from RefSeq and is a predicted model, not a curated record. Gene Ontology annotation, molecular function: transmembrane transporter activity. Gene Ontology annotation, cellular component: membrane. The coding region runs from base 134 to 1552 and encodes 472 amino acids. Gene Ontology annotation, biological process: transmembrane transport. The transcript has 3 exons.